This is a messenger RNA of Sparassis crispa, 735 nucleotides long. RefSeq lists its product as uncharacterized. The record is from RefSeq and is a predicted model, not a curated record. NCBI's taxonomy places the organism in Eukaryota, Fungi, Basidiomycota, Agaricomycetes, Polyporales, Sparassidaceae. The transcript has 3 exons. The coding region runs from base 1 to 735 and encodes 244 amino acids.
AUGGACCACCACCACCACCACCACCACCACCAUCAUGAUGACACCCAUAUUCAUGGGGAUUCGCAUGGACAUAACUACGCUGAUGCUAACAAACAGUACUUCAACGAAACUGCUCAGAAGUGGCAUGCACAUCCCGAAGCGCAGGAGAUGGCCCGCAGGCUUACGGCCGCGAUGAAGAGCACAUAUCCGACACUAUUCGAUGAAGAGAGAACUACAGUGCUGGACUUUGCUUGCGGCACGGGUUUGAUCUCCCGAGAGCUGUGUGCAGACACUACGUCCAUCGUCGGUGUUGACAUCAGCAGCGGGACGGUGGAUCAGUACAAUUUGCGCGCGUCGAACCAAGGUCUGGCCCCAGAGGAGAUGAGGGCGAUCUGCGUUGACCUGAAAGGAACGGAAGGUGAACUUGACGGAGCCAAAUUUGACGUGGUCGUGUGUGCAUCCUCUUUUCACCACUUCUCUUCCGUUAAAGACGUCAUGCGGACGUUGGUCUUCUUCUUGAAGCCAGGCGGAUCGCUGCUCGUGACGGAUGUCAUGAAGGACGCUGACGAGAGCGAACUUUUUCCUCAGAACGUUCACCACAUCGUUGCCCAUCCUCACGGAUUUGACAAGUCGGAUAUGCGGAAGGUGUUUGAAGGGGCUGGUCUCUCAGACUUCCGCUUUACUUCCGCAUUUUCUGCCAAGUUUCACGGUAAAGAUGUCAAAUGUUUUCUGGCGAAAGGUGUAAAGCAGGAAUGA